This is a messenger RNA of Erythranthe guttata (spotted monkey flower), 1203 nucleotides long. Its product is annotated as clast3-like protein. The record is from RefSeq and is a predicted model, not a curated record. Lineage: Eukaryota; Viridiplantae; Streptophyta; Magnoliopsida; Lamiales; Phrymaceae. Gene Ontology annotation, cellular component: nucleus; cytosol. Gene Ontology annotation, biological process: proteasome assembly.
AAAUAAUUAACUCUUUCUUCGUAAAAUGAUUUCCACUGGGAAAUCGAACCCCACUCUUUCUUCUUCCUCAAGAAUUUCCACUGUUAGCUCAGCUCAAAAUAUUCUCGAUUAAUCACGAAAUUGCUGCACGGAACAAUUGCGGAAAGUUACGCAGAUGGAGUUUUAUCUCGAAGAAGGAAGAGAGUUAAACCCUAAUAGCUCUACUCUGAUUCUGCCGGCGCUAUCGGUCGGAAAUGUAGGGCAGCUAGCUGUGGAUCUAUUGAUUUCGUCGCUAAAAGCCGACAAAAUCGGCUGUUUGGACGAUCCGAAUGUGCUUCCUUGUGUUGGCAACGACGCUUAUUCGCCGGCGCCGGCCGGAAAAUUAGCUCUCCCUCUCGAAGCUUAUGAAUCAUCUUCUAGUGCAUUGACACUCGUGCAGCAGCGGUCUCCGGUUAUUAAGGGUAUGAUGAUUGAAUAUGCUAAGAACAUGGCAAAUUUUGCGGCUGCUAACGGGAAGAAGCACGUUAUCAUACUCUCCAGCUUGGAUUUCGGGCGGUGGAAAAAUAUUGAUAUGUCGAGCGGUAUGCAGAUGUAUUACUUAUCUAGUUCCAAUGCCGAUGGAACUGAUGCUGAUUGUGAAAGUCUUGGGUGGAAGAGCCUGCAAGAUUACAAUCCUGGCCAAAGAAUGUGGAAACAUCUCGACGAAUUAGCCGAAGAAGGAUCCAUGAUUGAUGAAGAUUUUCUCUUCGAGGAACUAGAAGAUGAAGAUUACUAUCCGAGCUUGCCUUUUGCUGCACUCUUUUCCUGCUUUAAGGCAAAAGGUAUAAAAGUUACUUGCUUACUAUGUUACUGCUCGGAGGGAGACAAUAUACCCGAAGCUUUCUAUAUGGCUGAGGCAACUAGCAAAUUUACAGGAUUGAACCAGAAUCAAUUUCACGGCAACGGUGCUGAUAAAUGGAUCGCUCCGUUUUCAUGGCAGAGUGUAUACGGACCACCAGCAGAUAUGAGUCUUUUCUAAGCAGAUAUGAGUCUUUUCUAAACAGCUACUCAUUUUUUCUGGUAAGUUUGUCGAGAUAUUUUGUUUGUUUUUUUCCUUUAUGAAACACGACUUUAAUUGGUUAUACGAAAACCACUUUUAGAGGACUUGGGACUCUAAUUGCUUGUACCAAUAGCUCUAUACAAAUGAUUUAGUUAUUUCAAUAUUUCUUAAUUUCAUUUGGUGUA